AUGAGCCGCGGACAUGUCGUACCCUCCCUUCUCCUUCUUCUUGUCGUUCUGACGGCUUUCCUAGGUGUGAACGGCCUCAAGUGCUAUCAGUGCGAGUCGCAUAAGGAGGAGGGAUGCUUUCCUCUGGAUGCGAAAUUGGUCAAACCGACUGAAUGCCCUCCUGACGCUCAAGUUUGCACCAUUCUCAAACAAGAGGCUCAAUUUAAGCUAGCUUACGGAGAGGACCGGGAACCCAAAGUCCGCUAUCUUCGCGGAUGUUCCAGCGAGGCCCCAAAGGGCGCCUACUACUGCGUGGAGCGUGCUGGCACCGGGAGCAACACCAAGAAUAGGUACUGCACCUGCGAUUCGGACGCCUGCAAUCCAGCUGACAGGAAUGCGGUGUUGAGUGGUGCAUUGGCUGCUGUGAUGCUCCUACUUAUCUCCAACCUGGCCUGA
Messenger RNA from Echinococcus granulosus, 435 nucleotides. RefSeq lists its product as hypothetical. Gene Ontology annotation, biological process: sleep; positive regulation of voltage-gated potassium channel activity; regulation of synaptic transmission, cholinergic. The transcript has 2 exons. Lineage: Eukaryota; Metazoa; Platyhelminthes; Cestoda; Cyclophyllidea; Taeniidae. The record is from RefSeq and is a predicted model, not a curated record. The coding region runs from base 1 to 435 and encodes 144 amino acids.